Messenger RNA from Plasmodium cynomolgi strain B, 1147 nucleotides. Its product is annotated as methionine aminopeptidase. Lineage: Eukaryota; Apicomplexa; Aconoidasida; Haemosporida; Plasmodiidae. Gene Ontology annotation, biological process: proteolysis. The record is from RefSeq and is a predicted model, not a curated record. Gene Ontology annotation, molecular function: metalloaminopeptidase activity. The coding region runs from base 320 to 1147 and encodes 275 amino acids. The transcript is spliced from 4 exons.
AUGUACAAAAACAAAGUGCCCCUUUAGCGAUUCUAACAAAUCAAAUAAUAUAUUUUUCGCGUUUUUUCGCCCUUCAUCUUCAUCACUGUUUCGUUGUAACAUGAUCGUCAAAAUGGAAUGUUUUUUUUUUUUUUUUUAACCCAUUCGUAGAUUUCUUUAAAAAGAAAAAAAACAACCAAAUGCAAUUUUCUCAACAACCAGACAUAGGAAUCCCAAUUUCCAUACCCAUGUCUUAACUCCAAAAAUAAACAAAAUUAAGGUUCCGGAGAAGAGCUCCUUCAAGCCAACACUCCAGGAUGGCGAAUACAAAAUAACACCGAUGCAAAGCGUCCCUGGGCACAUCAUCCGACCCUCCUACGCUGAAACUGGGUUUGUCAAACAUUCAAACAUCGAGUACGAAAUUAAGGAUGAAGAAAGUAUUCGUAAAAUGAAAGAGGCUGCCAAAAUUGCAGCCCAGUGUUUGAAGCUUUGUUUAGAAAAUUCAAAGGAAGGGGUAACAACAGAUGAAAUAGACAAAAUGGCCUUCGAUUUUUACAUAAAAAAUGGUGUCUACCCGGCUGGCAUCAAUUUCCACGGUUUUCCCAAAACGGUUUGCGCCUCUCCGAACGAAGUGGUCUGCCACGGAAUCCCCAACUUGAGGAAACUAAAAGACGGCGACAUCAUAACGUACGACUGCACAGUCUAUGUCGAUGGGGUGUUCGGAGACUGCGCCGGGACCACAGGCAUAGGCACAAUCUCGAAAAGUCACCAGAAGUUAAUUGAUGUCAGCAAAGAAUGCCUUUAUAAAGCCAUUUCUGUGUGUAAACAUGGUCAGAAAUUCUCCGAAAUUGGACGAAUCAUAACUGAGCAUGCAGAAAAAAAUGGCUUUAGUGUGAUACAAGAAUUCUGUGGACAUUUCAUUGGCCGAAAUAUGCAUAUGUACCCUUUGAUUGAACACCAUUAUCCGAAUGGCCAUCCUGAUGAUGAGUGCAUGCAAGUGGGACAGAUAUUCACAAUCGAGCCAAUCCUAUCGGAGGGAAGUAGAAAAAUCCAUACAUGGAAGGAUCAGUGGACCGUGUGUACCAAUGAUAAUGCAUUUUGUUCGCAAUGGGAACACACCAUUUUGGUGCAGCAAAAUGGUGCUGAAAUAUUGACCCACUGUGAUUAG